UGCCCACUGUCUUGGGACGUAAUAGACGCGUUCGAAACUUUAUAUGUCUCAAGCUGCGGCCAAUGUGUAUUUUUAUGUGGUUUUCUCGUAAUUAUAAAAUAUUUCGAAGUGAUUAUGGAAGCAUUAUUGCCGUCUGAAAUAGCACGAUUAGUUCUCGGUUAUUUGGAAGAUCAAAAAUGCACUGAAGCAGCCAAGAUGUUUUUAGAAACAUCUCCACAUUUACAAGAAUGUCGUACAGUACUUUCUUGUGGAAGGAGAUUUAACACUAGAGUUAAUGGUUUAACAUUGAUGGAUAUUGUUGAAAAGUUCUCUGCCAUUAGUGCCAUGAUUCAAGAGCGCUUGAGCAAAGCCACAGAUUGCGAGCAGUUGAAGCAUUGUGGAGAUCUGAUGGAGCAGCUCAAGUUCCUUGUAGAAGAGACACGUGGUCAACGAUUUGUUGUAAAUAUAAAUGUACCUUCACAGAGUAAUACACAAACAUCAAAUGGUUCACCUAUUGCUGCAAACAAUAUACGUAAAAGACAUAAUAGCGAACGUAUUAAACGUAUUAUUAAAUCCCAAUUAAAUCCGAUACAACAAUCUGAUGUCAUAACAAGUCCACCAAGUUGUCACAAUAUCAAUACAACUCCUUUAGAAAGUUUGCCUGGGAAUGUUGAUCUAAAUCAGACAGAAUGCAAUAGUAUUCGUACAAUUGAGAAAAGGGAUAAUGUGGCACAAGAAUCUCACAGACAAAAUAAUAGUGAUGAUAAAAAUAAUAUAAAUAAUAUUACUAUACGUAACAGAAACAAUAGCAUUCAUUUAAGUUCAGAUGAUGUCUCGAGUAUACGAAGUUGUGAAUUGGUUGAUAUUGAUGCUAAAAAAAAAGAGGAAAAUACUACAAUUAAAAUAGCGCCUGAACGAUAUACUACAGCCACAAGUACAGAAGAAUUGUUGACUUUCUCCAGUACAGAAGUUCAAACUGCUCCUUAUGAGAUACCCGAAUCAGAAUCUGAAUCUAAUGACGAGCCUAUUGAAAAUCUCAGUAUAUUAACAAAAGAAAUCUUGAAUCGUACAGAAUUACAAGAAUGUAUUGCGGAGAAUAUCAACAAAGCAAUCAUUCCUACAGAUUUAUCUUCGAAGGAUGACAAUUUGAACGAAUCAGUAGUUGGCGAGGGGAACACUUCGAUUAUGUCUGAGUUAAAUAAUGCUAUUAAAUCGAUUGUUGAAGCAACAGAAUCCGAUCCUGUGUUUGAAAAAUUUCUCGAUGAGAUUAUUGGACGAGACAACGAGACUGAUACAAGUCCAGAAGACGAUGGUGAAGGAAAGCUAAGCCCAAGAUCUCUUAAUGAAGUGCAAAAGAAACAAACAGAAACAGCUUUAGACAAUGUUAGUUCACCAGAACCAAUGAUAGUGGACACUAGAAUAUCCGCAGAGACCAAUACAGUAGAUGUGCCUUUAAAACAGAGACUUCGAAGUUCUUCUAGACAGCAAUAUAAUAGAAUCGAGGAUGAAGUCGAUAAAGCAAGAGAUCAAGAGAAGGAACAAAGUGCUUUGGAGGAUCAAAAUGCAGCUGCAGUGUUAAGUAUUAUAAAUAUUAUUAAUAACGCAUCUGACGAUGAUAAAAAGAUUCUUGAUGAUACGAAAGAAUCGUUGGUCACAAAUAAUAAUAAUGAACAGAAAACGCAAGCGACGAUAUCUAUAAAUAGAAAUGAUGCAAUUCUAAAGUAUUCUCCAACAUCGGUAGAUGUUCAAAAAACGAACAAUGUUAUAUUAUCCGCGAAUAAUAACAUACAACCUAAAGUUAAAAAAUCCACAGUCAAACGACCAAGAUCAAGAACAAAACAUAAACAUGAUCAAGCAACGAUCAGUAACAAUCAGUUUAUAACGGAACACGAGAUUAUGACGAUGCCGACAUUGAUAGUAUGCUCGAAAGAUGAAGUGGAUAAUCUUUUGAUAAGUCGCUCGUCGACUAUUAAAUCGAGUACCACCUCGCGUUUUCUUCCAAUCGCUCCAAAGGAUCCAAAUAGAAUUGAGAAACCCAUGGAAACUCUAUACCUGAAAACAGUAAACGUAGCACAUCAAGUACCAAUCAAAAAGCUACCAACCGUGGCGGAAGAACCAGAUAAUCUCACAAACCAAGCGGGAUUAUUCCGUUCGACCAGAAAAAACAACAAAGCGAACAAACGAUCAAAAACCGUACACGAAGCUGAUGCGGUACCUAAUCAACAAGUAUUAGAUCAUCCAGUAGAACUGGCACAAACUAGUAAGAUUGGUGGCGAAUCGAUAACGCUUUACGGCAACGAAGCUAACGCGAAAACAUUGUUGGACGGCGCUAACCUGCCUACGAUCAAUUUGGAAGAAAAUAUUAGUCUGUCGGAGAGCGGACUUUCUCCGUAUUUGAAGUUUAAUGGUAGCAAAAUGAGCCAGAGUCACAAUCUCUCAGACAUCGAUAUAGCAUCCAUAGAGAAAACAGCGAGUAAUAAUAUCAACGUCGAGCAACAUUUGUCUAAAAACACCGAUAUUAUUACCAAACGCACGCCAAAGUCUCUGUUACAAAGUAGAUCUAAGAAUCAUAGAUUAAGCUUGUCCACGCCACGCAAACGAAGCAGUCACGUAAGAGCGCUCGAUUUUAGCACACCUAUGAAAACGAUAGGUUCCGGUAGGAAAACAAACGGAGACGGAAAUGCUCAGCUUUCGUCUGCAUCGGUAAAGCGUUUAAAAUCUGUUUGCAGGACUUCAUUAUUUAGAUCGCCGUCACUCUCCAAUACUCCUACUCAAAAGCAGAAGAGUCCGAUGAAAGUCUGUCAGUCUUCUUAUAGGAUUCCCAUAGCCACUAGAAGUCCCGCGCCCAAACUCAUGGGCGGUUGGGAUAAGUGUAAUGGUGUCGGUGUCAUCAUAGGCGAAGUAUCUCCGCACGGGAGUACCAGCGCGUCUUGCUCGUCCUUCGAAGAUAGAACCAUUCAGCACAAGCCAUCUAAAGCGCUGGGAAGUUGGGAUGCUGAUUUACGUAAAAGUGUGCAAGUGAAUAAGAAGGACGAAACUGAGAUUCAAACGAUCGCGAAGAGGAAACGAGAUUCCAACGAUAAGGAUGGUGCGGUACAUAAAAGGACUAAGCAUAAAUCACGAUCGCCAAAGAGCAAAAAUAGACGGAAAAUCCGCAAUAAAUCGGAAGUAAACGAGAAAUCUAAUCGCGAUAUAGCAAAAGCUAUAUACACCGGAGAUAUCGAUGAACCAGAAGAGGAUCUUCGAGAAAAUGUAAAAAUUGCAAUAACGGAGAAGACGCUUUGCGCUACCGGCGUAACAGAACCGCGAAAUAAUGAGAAAGAAACUGUAGCAAAAGUUGUUAUUAGCGCUGCAGAUUCUAAUACGAAUAAGCCCGAUAAAAUUUUUCACUCAACCGAUAUUCGCGAGACAUCGACAAAAAUAGAUUCUAGUACAAAUGCAUCCAACAAUAAUACAGCAAGUGAGAAGAAACCAGUGAAAAAAUACGCACAAUUAAAGACGAUAACAACUAAUCUAAGAAAAUCCGACAAUGAAAAUGAAAAGAAUGCUCAAAUCAGUUCGCAAAUAUCUGAAAUGUCGAGAAUUUUAUCCGCGGAUAGUACGCAGCAUAUCUUGCAAAUACCGCUUGACAUGAUCAACUUAGAAACGCCUAGAAAAUUUGACAAUAUAUCCGGUCCUCCACCGACACCGAGAGUGCUAAGUCCCAGUAGCAAUGUUAUCACACCGUUCAUCAAGAUCAGCGAAGAUUCUACUAAAGUACGUAGCAGUUUUAUUACUACACCGGAAUUCCCAAUAACUCCGGGCGUGGCUAUAACUCCAAAAGAGGAGACGAGCAGGGAUCUCAUAAAAAGGGGAGAAUACAAUUCUCCGUACUAUAAACCCACUUCGGAGCAAAUUCCGCAAGAUUCCGAUCUAUCGAAAUCUAAAAAUAUACAAGAGUCACCCAUUAUAUCUUCAUCGCACAUAUCGUUACAUUCGACGCAUAAUAGUCUCGCUUCUGGUAAUACUUAUCAGACGGCUACUGCCUCUAAACUGGAGAUAACACAAUUCGAAGUGAUUAAAGAGAAUUUACCGAGGGAGGAAGCUAUUAAGGAGCUCAAAAUCGCAUCUAAAGAUCGAGCGGACGCAACGGAACUCGGUAGUCCCGUAGAUCUCGUAGGUUGCCAUAUAUAUAAAAGCGUAAGUGAAUAUCGCGAAACAGUAAUCGAUAAUAAUUAUGUCGCCAAUCCUCAAAACGACUCCGUGGCGAAUAAUAGUUCCUCGUCAUCUGAUACUUCAUCAUCCUCGUCAUCGUCAUCAUCGUCGUCCUCUUCGUCGUCGUCUACGUCCACUAAUUCGAACACGGAUACAUCGGCAACUUGUUCGCCGAAUAGAAAAUGCGACAAAGUGCCAAGUAAAAUAAGCACGGAUACUAGUAGUAAUUCCGCGGAGAAGGGCAUCAAUGUAUCGAAGGAUGUAAAUCGCGCGAAUGUACCGAGCGAUAUAACGUAUAAAAGAUCGGAUAAUAUUUUCGAGCCGGAGUCCUCGCCGAAAAAAGUGUUCGCAAUUGCGAAAACUGACGAUCAAAUAGAAGCUACGUUAAAGGAAACCCCCGCUAAGGACGAGACUCUCUUAAAUGAGGCCGAUAUUUCGGAAACGCCCAGCAGCUCAAAAAACGGAGUGGAAUCUUUGACUAAUCUGUCGACAAAGAUAUCGGCGAUUAUCACAGAAGAUGAAAAACUGUCAAAAUCCAACAAUCUCAAUAAGCCAAAGAAUAGCAAUAAAAUCCAAAUUUUAAACAAACCGAGACCAAAGCCAAAGAUAAUAAGUAUGCAAUGUAUUCAACCAGGAUUAUCAGUCAUUGGGAAAAGACUGGAUAAAUAUCGAUCCGAGCACGAACAAAGCGUGUCUAUAAACGAUAAACUCAUGCAUAAACAACAGCUAGAAGAAAAACGACAACGCAUGAUCGCAAAGAUUAAAGAUAAUCCAAAAUUGAAUCUUGCUAGUAAAGCGAAGCAUACAUAUAAGCGCAUUUUAAUCUCUUCUAACGGUCUAAAGAAGAGUACUCAAUUCAGUAGAGGACAACGAGGUACAUCAAUAGUAAAAUAUUCUCAUAAAAUGGGCAUUAACAAAAAUGUUAGUAAAGAUUCAAAAGCUCCGGAUGAUCUGCAGAAAAAUUCGACAAUAAAUAUGCGAAAAAAGAACUUGCCGCUAAUGCGAAAUCGAAAUCUCGUGAAUAAAUGCUCCGAUAAUAAAGAAGAGACAAAGAAUCGAACUUCCUCAUCGAAAAAUAUAGAUUCUAACGUAACGGAUUACGGGAAAAAUAGUACUGAACUGUUAUCCAAUAAUAAUACAAUGAGACAAUCACACAAAAAUAAUAUCUGUGACGCGCCGUUACUUGAAAAUUUAAUGAAAAAUUCUGAUAAAAAAGAACCUGUACAAUUGCAUAAAACUUUUUCGUCGAAAGAUCAGGAGUGUACGAAGGAAAAAUCAGAUGCUAAGGUAAAUAAAGUGGAAAAAAUCUGCGACGGGAAAGAUAAUAUUACCAAAGAAGAAACAUUAAAAGAUAAUAAUAAUGCAAAAAUGUCGGAGAAAGAAAUGAAUCCCAAUGAAAAACAUAUCACCGUACAAGAAGUUGCGGAUAAAAUAAAACCGAAAAUACGCGAUCAAACGGAAGAUACGAAACUGUUGAGACAAUUUUCAAACCACGUUGACAAGUCCGAAUGUAACAAGAUAUUAAGACACAAAGUGGAUCAAGUUAAACGUGACUUAUUUAGCGACGAGGAAAGUGAUCACAGAACAUCUUUGACCGCAAACGCAAAAAAUAACAAAACUAAGACAAUCAUUGAAGCUCCAAGUCUUGUUGAAGUUCCGAACAAGAGAGCAAACGUCGAUAGUCCCAAACAGGAAUUAUCGACCGUUCUUCAAUGUCUGCAGUUAGUGCCGGCAUGCAAAAAUGAACAUAAUGAUGAAAACCAAACUGAAAGACAACACGAAGAACUGAAAGAAUCUGAAAACCGAGUUAAUAAUGGAUCACAAGCAAUCGAUAUUCAUAAUUAUAAAGCUGAAUAUCACUUUGUAUACGAUGAUAGUAUGCCAAUAAGAAAAAGAAGAAGAAGAUUUAGUAGCAACGAGUUGCAGAUCGAGAUCAAUUACGCCGAUCUUCCGGAUCUUGAAUGCAUUAAAAUAAUGAAAGCCACAGAGUUUGAGGAAAUAUUUAAUUUAUCGCCGAAAUCUAAAAAACGAGUAGUGAAUAAGAAAUUACCCGUCAAGAAUGUAAAAAUUUGCAAGACAGUUAAAGAUGCGUUUACUUUAAAAGAUAGUACUGUAAAACCUUUAGCUACAUCAUCCCCUGUCGAGGAGCCAUCAAGAGGAAAAAUGAAGAAGACGAUUAUCAAGACUAUCACGGCAAAUAGAAAUGAUAAUGAUACGCAAUCUGAUUCAAAGAAAAAACAGCAAAAGCAUCAGGAAAAAGAUAUAAUUAAAAGCCGAAAAAGAAAAGUGUCAGAAACGAGAGAAACGAAACAGAUUGACAAGAAGCCAUGCACGACUGAUCCGCAAAUACUACUCAAUAAUUUGGAUGAUGUUCAUCUAAAUGAACUCCUGUGUGUAGUUCAUGGACCUGAAUAAGUGCUCUCUUUUAGUGUACAUAUAUAUUAUGACAAAUGUUGUGAACAUUGUCCUCCUUUGUAUGCAAUACUAUUUCUAAUUUUUUACUAUUUUUAUACAACUGUACAUAAUAUUAGAGUAUUUUAUUACACUGACAGUUUCUAUUAAAGUUAAUAUUUUUAAAUUUUAUCUUAAAAUUGCUUUUUUAUGUGAUUAUACGAAAACAAAUAUCCUAUUAAUUUAUGAUACAAUUUUUAUUUCUGUAAGCGAUUUGCAUUAUAUGUUGUAAAGAUUUUCUUUUUUUUAAUAGUUUUUUAAUUUGUAGUGUAAAUAUUUUUAUAUUUUUUUAAAUUUAAAGUAUAGAAAUUUGAUGAUUAAAUAAUUCU
Cataglyphis hispanica is the source of this 6953-nucleotide messenger RNA. RefSeq names its product serine-rich adhesin for platelets-like. Gene Ontology annotation, molecular function: protein binding. The transcript has 10 exons. The record is from RefSeq and is a predicted model, not a curated record. Bases 115 to 6588 code for a protein of 2157 amino acids. NCBI's taxonomy places the organism in Eukaryota, Metazoa, Arthropoda, Insecta, Hymenoptera, Formicidae.